Molecule: messenger RNA, 396 nt
Organism: Sporothrix schenckii 1099-18
Lineage: Eukaryota; Fungi; Ascomycota; Sordariomycetes; Ophiostomatales; Ophiostomataceae
Exons: 1
Coding region: 1-396 (131 amino acids)
Source: RefSeq, a predicted model, not a curated record
AUGCUCUCCCAGCAAGCGCAGGCGUCCCUUCUCGCCGACAUGCAGGUUAUGAGAGCGGAGUUGGGCGCUCUCAAAACCAGGGUAAACGACCUUUCCGACAAACUUAACGGGCCUAUGGCCGAGAGUGCGCGCCCUGCAGCCAGCAGCGUGAGCCCUCCUGGUCAUACCGGUCCCGUCGCCGACAACAACCCCGACGAGAACGACGGCAAGGACGCCUUGAUUGACCAGCUCAAAGCUGAAGUCAAUAGCCUCCAAGUCGAAAACGCCAAACUUCUCGCGGAGAAGGUCGCUUUAGUCGGCGAGAAGGAACGCGAAAAAAAUCGGGCCGACGAUAUGGCGAAGGUUGCUGAGGCGCAUCAUGCGUAUAUCGUCAGGAUGGGCCACGAGCUGGUCUAG